AUGGCCGAAAUACCACCCGACCCAAAUGAAAAUCCAACUGAGAAAAACAUUCCAAAGAAUAAACAAGGAUCAAAAAUAAUUUAUCGAUACGUCAUCUCAUUUAGUUACUUGCACCUCGCUGCGUUGUAUGGCUUGUACUUAUGUUUGACAUCAGUGAAGUGGCCAACCAUUGGAUUUGGUUUGCUUAUGUAUCACAUAACUAUAAUAGGCAUCACUGCAGGUGCCCAUAGACUUUGGUCUCACAGAAGUUACAAAGCGAAAUUUCCCCUACAAGUAAUUCUUAUAGUGCUAAACAGCAUGGCGUUCCAAAACACAACUUUAACAUGGGCCAGAGACCAUCGAGUGCACCAUAAAUGCUCCGACACCAAUGGUGAUCCACACAACGCCAACCGUGGAUUCUUCUUCUCACAUAUGGGAUGGCUGAUGACCAAAAAAUCGGACGAGGUGAUAAAACAAGGGAAGUCUAUGGACAUGUCUGACUUAUACAACAACCCCGUUUUACGUUUUCAGAGAAAAUAUGCGUUGCCAGUAAUUGGUACUCUUUGCUUCAUUCUCCCGACUUUUAUACCGAUGUAUUUCUGGGGUGAAACUUUGAACAAUGCUUGGCAUAUGAACAUACUCCGCUAUGUCACGGUUCUGCAUGUGACGUGCUGCAUCAAUAGUGUUGCCCACAAAUGGGGCUACAAGCCUUACGAUAAAAAUAUAUUGCCGAGUCAAAAUGUUCUGCUGAGUGCUUUUGCUCUUGGCGAAGGAUUCCACAACUAUCACCACGUGUUCCCGUGGGACUACCAGGCAGCUGAAUUUGGAAAUAAAAAGUUGAGUCUCACUACUUGGUUCAUCGAUUUUUUUGCGAAGAUUGGAUGGGCAUACGAUAUGAAGACAGCUUCCGAAGAAGUUGUACGGAAUCGAGCGGAGAGAACUGGCGAUGGAACUGAUCUGUGGGGUGCACGUGAUAACAAUAACUAUAAAAUAUUAGAAAAAGUAGAGUGAAGUCUAAAUUCUAAUUUAUUGAACAAGUUUGGUUUAUUUAUGUAGGUAGGCACUUGUAGUCAAAUUCCACAAAGUACCAGAAGAUGAAUCAAAGUACAAAAAGUCGAUUCAAGUACCUAAAGCGUCCACUACAAUGAUGAUAAUUGUGCUUUUUACCUUUUUUCGGCUGGAUAGUUGACUUAGUCGAGCAGUUAAUCAGUAUGGGCAUGUAUAAAAGUGCGCACAUUACACCGAUUUAAUUUUCAUACAAAUUAAAGUCGAUGGCCUGCGCCUAGGCCUUGUCAAACAUGCAUUGGUCUACAGUUCAUUCGCUGAAAGUUGUAAUUGGAAAAAAUCUAUUAGUUACCUAGUUGGUUAAAUAGUUUUCGGUAACAAUAUGUUAUAG
Molecule: messenger RNA, 1375 nt
Organism: Ostrinia furnacalis (Asian corn borer)
Lineage: Eukaryota; Metazoa; Arthropoda; Insecta; Lepidoptera; Crambidae
Product: acyl-CoA Delta(11) desaturase
Exons: 3
Coding region: 1-990 (329 amino acids)
Biological process (GO): unsaturated fatty acid biosynthetic process
Cellular component (GO): endoplasmic reticulum membrane
Molecular function (GO): iron ion binding; stearoyl-CoA 9-desaturase activity
Source: RefSeq, a predicted model, not a curated record